Vollenhovia emeryi is the source of this 1556-nucleotide messenger RNA. RefSeq lists its product as uncharacterized. Bases 167 to 1399 code for a protein of 410 amino acids. The record is from RefSeq and is a predicted model, not a curated record. NCBI's taxonomy places the organism in Eukaryota, Metazoa, Arthropoda, Insecta, Hymenoptera, Formicidae. Gene Ontology annotation, cellular component: plasma membrane. Gene Ontology annotation, biological process: sensory perception of smell; detection of chemical stimulus involved in sensory perception of smell. Gene Ontology annotation, molecular function: odorant binding; olfactory receptor activity. The transcript has 5 exons.
AAUAAUGAAACGGAUAGCAGGUAGAAAGGGAAGGAAGGAAUCAAUUGCGUUCACGCACGAACGUUUAUGUGCAGACAAAAGACGCACAUGCGCAUGCCGAACUGACUGACGAUCAGUUCACUGACGCUCAGUCAGUUGCGUGCAUCGUCGCGAUUUAGUCAUUACCAUGCUCGAUCAUUCAAAGUCGAACCCUAUCAAACUCCCAACGGGCGGUUGGAACUAUAGCAUUCAGAUGAAUCGCUGGUUUCUGAAACCGAUCGGCGUGUGGCCGUUGAAUCUCUGCGAAACCACGAUGGAAAAGAUCAGUUGCAUGAUCCUGGCGGUGAUCAGUUGUUUUCUGAUAUGUUUUCUGCUUAUCCCAUGCACCCUUUGUACCAUCCUGGUAGACUCUGAUCUCGACACUAAGAUCAGGAUGAUCGGUCCGGUUAGUUUCUUCCUGAUGGCCGCGGUCAAGCAGUACAUCCUAAUCGCCCGCAGUGAAAACAUGAGUGAAUGCUUUCGACAUAUCCGCAUGGACUGGAGUCGUGUCGCGAUGGGUCAUGAGAAAGAUCGUCAAGUAAUGGUGGACAAUGCCAAGUUCGGCCGCUGGCUCUCCUCAGUCAACGCGAUCUUCAUGUACUCGGCCGGUAUAUUUUUCACCACAGUGAUGCCGAUCUUCGCGAGAAAAACGGAGAUCAUCAACAACGAGACGGUGAGGAUGCUCUCCUUCCCCAUCUAUCGUGGCCUCUUCGACCCGCGGACCACACCGUCCUUCGAAAUAGCGCAGUUCACGCAAGCUCUAGCUGGUUACGUCCUUUACACGAUCACGAUCGGUGUGUGCAGUCUGGCAGCGGUAUUCGUCAUGCACGCUUGCGGUCAAUUCCGGAUACUCAUGCUGAAGAUGGAGGACCUCGCAGAUGGAAAGGAGAGAAAGAGCGCGAACAGCACGCACGAGCGAAGGCUUGGUGAUAUUGUUCAACAUCACAUGAGAAUACUUGGCUUUAUCACUCGCACCGAGGAGCUUUUAAACGAGCUUUGCCUCGUGGAUGUAGUCGGGUGUACGCUCAAUAUAUGCUUUCUGGGAUUCAAUAUGAUGACGGAAUGGGAACAUCGUGAAACGAUAGGAACAAUAACGUUCUCUUCGUUGCUCGUAUCCUUCACGUUCAACAUAUUUAUCUUUUGUUACAUCGGCGAACUCCUUGCUGAACAGUGCAUACAAGCCGGCAUGAAGUCUUACAUGAUAGAUUGGUAUCGUAUACCGAAUAGAGAUGCGCUCGGUUUGACAUUAGUAAUGUCCAUGUCCAAUGCCACGAUUAAACUCACAGCCGGAAAAUUUAUGGAUUUAUCCUUGGCCAGUUUUUGCAGCAUCAUGAAAGCUGCCUUGGCUUACCUGAAUUUACUUCGUACCUUUUACGUUUAAUACGAUGAUAUCAUCGUAACGGGAUGUAUUAUAGUAACGUGUUGAUGCUAAAGUAUAUUUAAUAACAUUUAGAUAUACGCUAGCAUAUUCGCUAAUAAAUCGUGUUACAUAAAUUAACGUUCACGUAAAUGUAAGCUUGAGAUAGAAUUAAAUUUAU